AUGGCGAAUCAUUCUUCAAGAGAAAUCGCGACUGAAGUUAUUUCGCAUCAAGCCGCUGCGGAGUCUCUGCCAAGUAAGAACGGAUCGCCAGCAGAAAAGGUUCCUGAGAACGAUAUCAGCCAGCAAUCCGAAGAAUGGGUAGACGAGAAACCUCCAGAGGAUGUGCCGCCAGAUGGCGGCUAUGGAUGGGUGUGCGUAGCUUGUUCAGCAUGGAUUAACGGAAACACAUGGGGUGUUAAUAGCUCAUAUGCUGUCUUCUUAUCAUAUUACUUGUCCAAUGACAUUUUCCCCGACGCCAGCGACAUCACCUACGCUUUCACGGGCGGCCUAAGCAUGUCAUGUUGCCUCCUGAUCGCUCCCUUAGUAACACACAUGGUUCACCUUUUUGGCAAUCGACUCAUUCUCAACAUAGGAGCUGUGCUCCAAACAAUCUCGUUUAUCAGUGCCUCCUUUGCUAAACAGCAAUGGCAACUAUUUCUGAGCCAGGGUGUCUGUUUCGGGUUCGGUAUGGGCUUCCUGUUUAUUGGAUCCGUGGGCGUUACUUCGCAGUGGUUUCUCCGCAAACGAAGCAUUGCGACGUCCAUUGCAGCUGCAGGCUCCGGUGUUGGCGGAUUAACCUAUUCUCUCGCCACGGGCUCAAUGAUAUCCCGUUUCGGACUUGGGUGGACAUUUCGCAUCCUCGGUAUUAUCACAUUUGUGGUCAAUAUCAUCGCAGCCAAUCUGAUCCGAGACCGAAACAAAGCUACUAGAUCCCAAUACAAAGCGUUUCAUUUCCCUCUGCUCAAACGACCCGAAUUCCUCCUAUUACAGGCAUGGGGUUUCUUAAGCUUGCUAGGAUACGUCGUGAUACUCUUCAGCCUCCCCAACUUUGCACUAUCAAUCGGACUCACCGCACACCAAGGGAGUAUUGUUGGCGCCGUCCUUAACCUUGGACAAGGCCUUGGUCGCCCAAUUGUUGGUUUGCUCAGUGAUCGUUAUGGUCGUCUCAACAUAGCCACCAUUAUCUCACUUUUCUGUGGUGUAUUCUGCGUAGCCGUCUGGACCCCAACUCAGAGCAUGGGUCUGCUAUGUUUCUUUGCAAUCAUCGUGGGGACUGUAGCAGGCACAUUCUGGACCACGGUUGUUCCAGUGUGUGCUGAAGUUAUCGGUCUCCAAAUGCUCCCCAGCGGAUUGAGCAUUAUCUGGGUGCUCAUGGUUCCUCCCACGACUGUUUCGGAGCCAAUCGUAGUUCUCUUGAAAGAUGAUUCGAAGGGCAACCGUGCUUAUCUAUACGCCCAGAUUUUUGCAGGACUCGCAUAUAUUGUUGGUGCCUUAUGUUUGUCUGUCGUACGUAGCUGGAAAAUUGGCGAUAAUUUCGUUGCUGCAGAGAGAAAAGCGGCCGCGGAAGCCGCCAAUGCUGCGAAGGCGGUGAAAAUUAAUCCAAGCUCACAUCAUGCGACAGUUACUUCCACAGAUGAUAGAACCUGUAUACCUGGAGAGAAGCCUCAUCAAUCAAGCCAGCCGGCGCUGCCACCACGAGAAUCGUCCUCAGGCACUAUCACUCCUGCCUCUGACACGAGUGCAUGGAACCCUACCGUUCUUCUCUGCAGGAUGGUCACAUGGGAGCAUGUGUGA
Molecule: messenger RNA, 1614 nt
Organism: Histoplasma capsulatum G186AR
Lineage: Eukaryota; Fungi; Ascomycota; Eurotiomycetes; Onygenales; Ajellomycetaceae
Exons: 2
Coding region: 1-1614 (537 amino acids)
Biological process (GO): transmembrane transport
Molecular function (GO): transmembrane transporter activity
Source: RefSeq, a predicted model, not a curated record